Dryobates pubescens (Downy woodpecker) is the source of this 1547-nucleotide messenger RNA. It is a transcript of the gene HNRNPA0, whose product is annotated as heterogeneous nuclear ribonucleoprotein A0. Lineage: Eukaryota; Metazoa; Chordata; Aves; Piciformes; Picidae. Bases 311 to 1228 code for a protein of 305 amino acids. The record is from RefSeq and is a predicted model, not a curated record. The transcript has a single exon. Gene Ontology annotation, molecular function: RNA binding.
ACCAGUCGCCGGCCGAGCUCUGGAGGAGUAGCAGCCGCCAUUUUGUGCGUGCCUGUGUUUCCCCCCACCCCCACCCCCCUUUCUGCGGGAGCGGCGGCAGCCGGGACGCCUCGUCUCUUCUGCUGGUCAGGUGAGGCGAAGUGAAGGCGUUGGGCCAGGUCGAGGGAGCUAUCGCCGGCGGCCGCCGCAGCCGUGAGGUCCCGCUGUUGGCAGCGAGCGAGGGGAAAGAAGCGGCAAGACGGAGAAAGGGGGGGAGAAACCUUCGGAGCUGCCCUCCAGCGGGAGGAGGAGUCUCGGCACCGGCGGCAGCAUGGAGAACUCGCAGCUAUGCAAGCUAUUCAUCGGCGGCCUGAACGUGCAGACCACGGAGGCCGGACUGCGGGAGCACUUCGCGGCCUAUGGUACCCUCACUGACUGCGUGGUCGUGCUCAACCCGCAGACCAAACGUUCUCGCUGCUUCGGCUUCGUCACCUACUCGGCGGUGGAGGAGGCCGACGCCGCCAUGGCCGCCUCCCCUCACGCCGUGGACGGGAACGCGGUGGAGCUGAAGCGGGCCGUGUCCCGGGAGGACUCGGCCAAACCGGGGGCCCACGCUAAGGUGAAGAAGCUCUUUGUGGGUGGCCUCAAAGGGGACGUGGGCGAAGGGGACCUGGUGCAGCACUUCAGCCAGUUCGGCCCCGUGGAGAAGGCCGAGAUCAUCGCCGACAAACAGAGCGGGAAAAAGCGCGGCUUCGGCUUCGUCUAUUUCCAGAACCACGACGCCGCCGACAAGGCGGCCGUGGUCAAGUUCCACCCCAUCCAGGGCCACCGCGUGGAGGUCAAGAAGGCCGUGCCCAAGGAGGACAUCCAGUCUGGCGGGGGAGGCGGCGGCUCCUCCAGGCCCUCCCGGGGAGGCAGAGGAGGAGGAAGGGGUCGGGGCGGCGGAUCCGGCAACCGGGACCACAACGGUUUGUCCAAAGGCGGCGGCGGUUACAAUAGCUACGGCGGCUACGGUGGAGGAGGCGGCGGCGGUGGUUACGGCUCCUACGGAGGCGGCGGAGGGGGAGGCGGCGACUACGGCAAUGGGUACGGCGGGUUCGGCACCUACAGCCAGCAUCAGGCCGCCUACGGCCCCAUGAAGAGCGGCGGAGGAGGUGGAGGAGGGGGCGGCAACUGGGGGGGCCGCAGUAACAGUGGACCGUACAGAGGAGGCUAUGGUGGGGGAGGCUACGGGGGCGGCUCUUUCUGAGCUGGAGCAUCCGUACCCAUUGGGGGUGGCGUGGAGAGCCCUCCCUUUGAUACGGGGCAGCUUCUAAAUGGUUUCUCCUCUCCUUCGCCGAAGGGCAGCUCCUUUUAAAUGCCUCCCUGCUGUGGGAGCAGCUCCUAAAGCCCCCCUGGGGGUCGCCUCUGCUGCCUGUGCCACUUCUUUCUCUCUGAAGAUGGACUGGGCCCCACAUACACAUACUUUGUGUUACAGUCAUUGAUGGACUCUAUUUUUUUAUUAUUACUUGGACCUUGGUCGUUUUUAUACUAGCAACGAAAAAAUGUCUUGUUUUAAUUUGUUGGGU